Messenger RNA from Amoebophrya sp. A25, 4559 nucleotides. Lineage: Eukaryota; Dinophyceae; Syndiniales; Amoebophryaceae. The record is from the annotation of a GenBank genome assembly.
UCUCUACAUUUUUACUCCAUAGAAAUACUGACUUUGAAAAGUCCUAGGUAGAUCUCAUUCAUGACCGUCAACCUUAUUAAUGACUCGAAAAAGAAAGACUCAGGCUAGAACUACAACAAGGGGUGAUUGAACACGUGAUAUAUUGAUACAAUUGAACACAUAGUUACUAAUGUGACACAUAGCUACAAAUAGUUACACCGGAGCAGUAUUACAACUAUACUUACAGCUAGUUAGCUUGGCUCCACCCAUACUACACUUACAGCUAGUACUAGAAAGGAAGUAAAAAAAAAACAAACCGGCAUGAGUCGAUUCUCGAUAUCAAUCAUGGAAUGACUUUUGGCCUUCUUGACAAGUCUGAUACUUUUUUGAUUGCUCUUCACGCUUGGCGGAAAGUCAUUUCUAAAAAACUACCAUAACCCUGAGGAGCCUUAAAGAACUACCAUUUAAGCGUUAAUUCUACAUGGUUUUGCAUCAGUCUCUCUCUCUAUUCUCAGAUUAAUAGAAAAUAAGUAUUUCAGUUUCUUGAAGAUCCUUAUUCGUUUUUAUGAUGGUACCGAAUUACUUAUUCGAAAUAUUAUCGAUAUAUGUGUAGUUUCAGUGAAGUUAAGUGAAAGUCAUCAAAUAAUUCCAGUACGAACAUGGUCCGACAACAGAUCAUCAAUUGACAUCUCGAGAAGUACAAUUACAACACACAGCGAAGAUGGAUUAUGAUGUGGAAGAGGGAGAGCCGCGUGGCGGUAGUUCAUCUGGUCGUGUCCUCGAAGACCACUCAGGAGGUUCCCUACGAACCUCGCAUGAUGAAAAGGAAAAUCCGACUCCGCCAGGAAGGUCGAAAACUACUAGUAACUCUGUAUCGGCGCCUUCUCCAAUCGCCACUCGAAAAGCCUCACAGAAUGCCGAAAGCAGUACGGAUAGUUUCACGACCUUGAAUCAGAUACAGACGACUUGUUCCUACCAGUCUGCACAAAGUAGAGAUCCGAACUCGCAGACGAUGAACGGCAGAGAUGAUAAGAAUGACGGUAGUGGUCAGGCGCAUAGUGAGGAGAACCGUAGAGUCAGAAGUUGUGCAACCACAACGGCAUUCCCAAGGAGGCAUCAUCAAGCCCGUGCAGCGAUAAUUACGCCAAGUACAACAACAAGAACCUCUGUAACGCUAACGCCUUCCCCAGCGUCAAUGGUAUUACCGUCAAGUAUACGACAUGGUGGACGAACAUCGUUUCCUACGAUUCAUGAAGUGAUCGGCGAAGAGAGUUUGCUGCUUGAAGAAAGAGUAAAUUCGGAAGAUGGAGCGGAAUGCGAGCAGAAGGGUAUCAACGAAGACGCAGGCUCUCAAGCAGAGGAUGGUGAAGCUUUUCCACUCAGUCCACUUCAAGGAGUUCAUGAUAGCCCUGGUUCAUCAUCUGCUAAAGCUAAUGUGGUUUCUGACCUACCUGAAGGAGGACACGAUAAAUUCGCAAGCGGGUCUGCAUCUGGUGCAGUCGCUGGACCACAUCGGACUAAAAAUGCUGUUGCGGGUGUCCCCGAGAUUUUGAAACAGCAAGAAGAUGUUGAAGAUGUUGGUCAGCAUGUGGCAGAUCUCGGAGUCGGACAUCAACAGGAAGGUGCCAAUCCCCAAGUGCUAGUGUCCACUAUGGGUACGGGUUUGGAGCCGGCUUUUCAGCCUUUGGACCCUAAGCACAGAGGGAUUAUGGAAAGAGGGUGCACUAGCGACCUUGAGCGCGAACGGGACAGUAAAGCAAACGGAAAUGGUGCUGGAUCUACGAGACGCACUAAAAAAGCACUAAAAACUUGCAAAAAGCACGCUCCUCUCGGAUCUUGGGUACGGAUUAGCGGCACCGAAGUUUGUCUAGUGGAAUAUGUGGGCAGUGGAGGCAGCGCUGACGUUUAUCGUUGUGUGGAAGAAGUGGCGGUCGCUCCGACUGAAACAGCAGUGUCGACUGUCCAGGGAACGUGCACCUCAAAAAGCGUGCAGCACGACCAUUACCUGAGCGCCAUCAAGUACCGCUAUUACGCGCUGAAGAUCGUGUUUGCUAGGGACUUGGCACAACUACGCGCUUUGGAGAGCGAAGUUUCGUUGCUGAGGGAACUGCAGAGCUGUGAACACGUGAUCCGCUUUUUCGGAGCAGAAUUGGAUGAAAAAAGUUUGACAAUCCUAAUUCUGCUGGAGAACGGAGAUCAAGACUUAAGAACGCACUUGCAGGAACGGAAGGCGAAGGCGGAGAUGGAGCGAGAGGAAGUGAUCGAGGUUGUCGAUGAUAAGGACACGAGCGAUGAGCCGCAACAGCGACCACUUCCGCACGUGGUUGCAGGUGUUUAUCACGAAGAAUCAAAUGCGGUAAAAAUGAUAAACACUCACGAUUUAUUAGCCACAACCACUGAAUCCUCUUCCUCAUCCUCAUCUUCUGUCCCAACACCAACAACUUUACCGCUACGAGAAGUUGCGGCAUUGUGGCAACACAUGGUUGACGGCGUUGCCGAAGUGCAUGCUAGGGACCUAGUGCAUUUCGACGUGAAGCCUGCCAACUUCCUAUUGUGUAAUGGGAGAGUAAAACUGGCGGAUUUUGGUCUAGCUAGGGGUUUCGAGGACAGCGAAAGGACGCAUAUCUCAAGGCACAGGCAGUGUGGGACGCCAGGGUACUGUUUACAUUCUUGUUUAUUUCACACCAAGAAGAUACAUCAUUUACAUGUUAUUUGAGACUUUAUCUACUAUUCGUGUUUUCACUCUGGUAACUACCCAGGCAGUUUGGAGGCGAACAACUCGUUUUCAUUUCAACGCCACUUCUAACAACGAACUCGUUUCCCAACAAAGGUACAUGGCACCAGAAGCUUACUGGCAACCUGAGUGCGGAGCCGGUGCUAUGAGGCUCCGACCCCAAGCCGAUAUUUGGUCUUUGGGAAUUAUCUUGUAUCAGCUCUUAUUCGAUCGCACACCUUUCGAACACUUAGAACAGUGCGGCAGAAGACUGCACUUCGCAGUUGCCGAUCCUAGAGUCGAGAUUAUCUUCCCAGACUCUAAGAGAUACCGUGCUGAGGACCCUCGUCUAUUUGGACAUCUUUCGCAUUUGUUGCAAAGGUGUCUACAACGGGACUGGAGAAAGAGAUGGACCAGUCAGCGAUUGAGGAAAGAACUAGCAAGAAUCGACGUUCACAUGGAAAAAACUCCUAAUGUGAGCAUACGAGCUGUUCUGGGACCACGUAGUAUGUCCAAGAGUGGUGGGCUAGCGAGUACGACUGCCGGCACCAGCACGCUAGUGGGGAGUAAUGUCUCUACCGGUGCAGUCGCCAGUUGGAAUCUUCCGAAUAGGCACGUAGGACAACCGAGUGUAGUGUUGCCUAACAUGAUCCACCAUACACCUAUUAGUGUAGCACAACCUUUAUUUCUUCAGCCCACAAGUUCUGGAGGCUUCUCAGGGGUAACCAAACGAGCGCAGCUUCGUGGUAAUCAGCAGCAAGACCAGAUGAACGUGCGACAACAACAGAAUGGCAGUGAGACAACAACAUCAUUAAAAAGUUUAAACGGAACAACUGCAACUGGCAAUUGUGAAGUUUCUACUACAGGAGAAGGCCUCAUGUCGUCGAAAAGGAUAAGUCGAUGCGAUCUAUUGCCUUGUCCCUCAACUUUGCUUCCUGAGGAUGGCUUGCAAGGAGAGUGCUUUGGUGCUAAGCAUGAUAGUACUAAAUCCCUAACUCCUGUAGCCGGAAAUAACGGAGGUAAUGGAACUGUCUCUACGUCCUCCAGAAAGAGAUCUUCUUCUUCACGACAAGGAUCUUCCAGACAGAUGUCCUCCAAUAUCUUGCCUUCGUCUUCUUGUAGUAGUGUCCGACUGGUGCCUUCUCCUCCGGCGGAUUUCAUCGCCGGCGGCCCGUUGUUGCCAAGGAGGGGCUCCCACAGCGAAGCGACGUCAGACGAGUCUGAUGAUGAUGAAACGGAUCAAAAUCAUCGAGAGACUGGAAGUAGUACUCUGGACUCUGAUCUUGUGCCGAUCAGUCGAUCUGAGAUCUAUGGGAGUUCGUGUCGGAACAUGCAGCUCCCAGCUGGACUUUACAGCUUUAGCCGCUUUGUUGAACAUGGUGAACAGCAGCCACUGUUGGUAGACGAAGCUGCGGAAAAGGAAGGAGGAGAAGAUGGUGAACGCCAGCCACUGUUGGUACAGGCAUCCUCUACUAUAGCUACUGUUGACAAAGAAGCGUUGAAUAGAAGCAGUUGGAGGAGGCGCACAAUCUGGAUUGUAGGCGGCGUUGUUGCUGCUGUGGCUGUAUGCGGCGGCGGCGUGAUCGCACUAGCCUUUGGCCCACGGAAGGCAUCAUCAAACUCUCCUCGAGAGGAGCAGAAUAGCAACAAUUCAUCUAGUAGGAGCAGUCCAAGCGAAGCUUCCUCGUCCAGUCGUAACGUUAAUUCAUCUAGUUCCGCUAAUGCUCUAGUCUCCCCUAACUACCAGAAUCCUUCCAGUGGUGUAUCCGCAGUAGGUAAUGGUCAGUUUCUAGGGAGAGGUGGUUCUUCUCCUGCUGGUACUAACGUAGGUGGCUCUGCUUUUUCAGGUGGCAGUGGGUCUUUCUCA